Messenger RNA from Amaranthus tricolor (Joseph's coat), 1239 nucleotides. RefSeq names its product protein JINGUBANG-like. The transcript has a single exon. Gene Ontology annotation, molecular function: protein binding. The record is from RefSeq and is a predicted model, not a curated record. Lineage: Eukaryota; Viridiplantae; Streptophyta; Magnoliopsida; Caryophyllales; Amaranthaceae. Bases 1 to 1239 code for a protein of 412 amino acids.
AUGGCAUUUGAAAGCAGUGAUAACACCACCUCACCAUUCUCUAAACAAUGGAGCUUUAGAAGCACUUCUUCCUCUUCAACCUCCAAAAACAGCAUCACAGAUCAUCAUAAUCUUUUCUCUACCCAAGAAAUUAUCUCGUACUUCUCACUUCACCAACCUUAUUACACCUCUAUAGCUACUCUUAAAACCCAAAACCAUCACCAUAUCACCUGCAUGACAGUCCACAAUAACAUCCUCUACGCCGCUUCUGGAAACCAAAUCUCCACCUUUGAUUUAAUCACACUUUCUCCUAUACCUUCAUUCAACGGUCAAGAUUUAUCCUCAGGUGGGUUUAUUAAGUCCAUGGAAUUUUAUAACGAUGAUAAACUUUUAACUGCUCAUCAAGAUAGUAAAAUCCGGGUUUGGAAACGACACCGUUUUGUAACAACAUUACCAACUAUGAAAGAUAAAUUAUGUCGUUCUAUAUUUGGAAAUAAUUAUGUUCAAGUAAGAAGACAUAAAAGGAAACUUUGGAUAGAGCAUAACGACGCCGUUUCAGGGUUGAGGGUAAAUAACGGCGUUAUUUACACCGUUUCAUGGGAUAAAACGUUGAAGAUAUGGAGAGGGUCAGAUUUUAAAUGUUUGGAGUCAAUAACGGCACAUGCAGACGCCGUUAAUGCAGUGGAAGUUUCUAGAAACGGAACGGUUUAUACAGGUUCAGCUGAUGGGACAAUUAAGGUGUGGGAGAGGAGGAAUGAUACAGUGUGGAAGCAUUCCAUGGUAAGUAUCCUGGAGAAGCAUAGAUCAACGGUGAAUACAUUAGCAUUGAGUGAAGAUGGGAGGGUAUUGUUAUCGGGCGGCUGUGAUGGAGUGAUCAUAGCAUGGGAAAGAGAUGAUAAUGAUCGGAUGGUGGAGAUUGGUGAGGUUGUAGGAGGACAUGAUGGAGCUGUUUUGUGUAUGAUUGGAUUGGAUGGUCAUGAUUUCUUUGUGAGUGGGGGGGCUGAUCGGACGGUUAGGAUAUGGGGGAGAGCAGGGGGGAAUGGUGGGAGUGGAUGUAGGGGAUUAUUUUGUUGUAUGGGUGUGUUGGUUGGACAUGAUAAACCUGUGAGAUCAGUGACUGUAACGGCUGAAUGUGGAGUAUUAAACGAUGUCGUUUUGGUUUGUAGUGGGAGUUUAGAUGGGGAGAUUAAGGUUUGGAGAAUUGUGGUAUCUGAGCUUAUCAAAUAUAAUCAACAUACAUUCAAUUAUUUGGCACAUUAA